Pseudovirgaria hyperparasitica is the source of this 597-nucleotide messenger RNA. RefSeq lists its product as uncharacterized. Bases 240 to 527 code for a protein of 95 amino acids. The transcript has a single exon. The record is from RefSeq and is a predicted model, not a curated record. NCBI's taxonomy places the organism in Eukaryota, Fungi, Ascomycota, Dothideomycetes, Acrospermales, Acrospermaceae.
GUGUGUAUUUAUGUAUUUGUGUAGUUGUGUAGUUGUGUAUAUUUGUGUGUCUGUGUAGGCUUUUGCUCGUUGCAUGCACAGCAACCCAUAAGUUACAUAUACCUGAAACGUCAACAGAGCAACACGCCUGGUCGCGCGCUGCAAUAUGGCCCGGCGGAGCAUCAUGCCAUCAUCUAACUAUCGUGGAGAAUGUGGAUGUGCAACAUAAACAAUAAUUAUCCAUUCGCUCCGUAGUCUGCAUGCCUCCGAGAUGGCUGUGGCUUAGCAGCACCACCACCUCCCUCUCUCUGUCUCUCUGUCUCUCUCCCCCAUUUACUCAUUCCAGGUCUAUAUUAGGGCCAAGUAAUGAUACAAGUUGGAGUGGAUGGGCGUCCAGGGGGCUAGUACUACUGUAUGUGUCGACGUGCUUUGAAAAACAAUUUGCAGUUCGCUUCGUGCUAAGACAAAGACAACGACAACGACAACGAUGUGGCAUUGAGACGAUUGAGAGGUGUGGUCUAGGGCAAGAUCGGAUGUCUGUGUGGUGAAGGUGUUCCCAGGCGAUCCUAGCAGUGUUGUAGAUAUAUGUGUGUGUCUGUGUGGUUCCUCACAAGUGUU